Sardina pilchardus (European sardine) is the source of this 1529-nucleotide messenger RNA. RefSeq lists its product as uncharacterized. The coding region runs from base 72 to 689 and encodes 205 amino acids. The record is from RefSeq and is a predicted model, not a curated record. The transcript has 5 exons. NCBI's taxonomy places the organism in Eukaryota, Metazoa, Chordata, Actinopteri, Clupeiformes, Clupeidae.
UAUGUAGUUAUAUUACAACUUGGAAAAAAGUCAAACUAAUAAAUAAAGUGGCUAACAAGUUACUCUUUCAAAUGCAGAUUAAGUUGAAUGGGCUGCUUCAGGUGUUUUGGACCAGGAAGUCCAAGGAUUUGACAGCGCACAUGGCCUCUGACAUCAUCAAAACCAGCCAAAAAGGAAUAGUCCAUGUACUCACUGGGGACCAACCCACGGGAAAUCACUUCCAUUGCCACCUUCUCCCAGAAAUCUUCCGCAUCGACCUUGCCAUCAAAAUUUGCUGGUGGUUCCUCAAUACUGCUCACUUUGAAGGAAAUUACAGUCAUGCCAUACUCUUUGCAAGUCGAAUAUGUGGUCCAUCACCACGGUCACAGGAUGGUAUCCGCAUGACACACACGCAAAUGUGUAAUUGUGGUCACACAGCGCUUCAAAUGUCAAGUAAGCCUGCAGAACCCUUUGACCUGAUGGGUAGCGUUUGCCAGCCGUUUUUUCCAGUGCCUCUACAACGCUCCCAACAGCCUGGUGGACCGGAGGUGGUUACAACACAGGAGAGUGGAGUCCCCACCUCAACGGCUGCCCUCUGCCGUUCCAGACACCUGUCUCUCUUGUCCUGCCCAAACCACUUCUCGACUACCAUCAGCUGGAGGACUUCUUCGGAGAGAGCAGGAUACCUCACUGUUGCCGGAGGGCAAUAAGACAGGGACUGAAUGUGAGGACAUUCAAAUGUUCUUAAAUUUGAUCUCUCUGCACAGUCCAUGCUAAUUUUGCAGUUAUCCAUUUCACAUUGGGUGUUUUGGUUUUGCCCCCAAGUCCUCUUAAUCACGUGGAUUGGUGUGCUGGGGGUGGCAAAAGAUUUUGCAACUGCAAAUACACCGCUUUCAAAAUCAAUACACUGACAGUUCAGGUGGUAUUGGGCGUUGAUGUCUGGUUUUACCAGGGCGUGGCGUCUCUGAAGAUGUAGCCUUAGAUUUCUUCUGUUUAAAGUUAGAUCACAGUGUGGACACACAACUGACUCUUUAUUCUUCCGGAUGAGUGGUGGAGGAGGUGGCACUACAGAGGCAGGUGCAGGGGCAGGAAACGCUGUGACAGAGGCAGGAGCAGAGGCAGCAAACGCCGUGACCGAUGCAGGUGCAGGAAACGCCGUGACCGAUGCAGGAGCAGCAAACGCCGUGACAGAGGCAGAGGCAGGAAACGCCGUGACAGAGGCAGAGGCAGGAAACGCCGUGACAGAGGCAGAGGCAGGAAACGCCGUGAUAGAGGCAGGUGCAGGAAACGCCGUGACAGAGGCAGGUGCAGGAAACGCCGUGACAGAGGCAGGUGCAGGAAACGCCGUGACAGAGGCAGAGGCAGCAAACGCCGUGACAGAGGCAGAGGCAGCAAACGCCGGGACAGAGGCAGGUGCACAGGGUGGUGACUGGUGACUGCUGAUAUGUUGUUGAAACUGGUCCUUUCUUACAAUUGUAGCACUGCAGUGAAGGCAAUGAAAAUGUGCAGAUGUCCUGCAAGACCUGCUGCAUUUGCAGAUAAGAAACCCU